UAUCGAGGAUAUGGUCGGUUAUUUUAUAAGAGGCAACGCCAGAGCAUACGCCAGCAGACCUGUAUAAUUGGCAGAUCUGUAAAAAAUUGGAAUGUUUUUUUUUCAGCUGUUCGUCUCUCUCACUCUUCCUGCACGUAGCGUAUCACAACACAAUUUUCUUAUCAUUUUGGGUUUCACCUGGAUCGAAAAGCUUGCACUGAUCUUUCCGAUGUGCCUGCUUUUAAAGCGUGAUUCUUGUAUGCGUUACCUAUUUGAAAGUGAUGAUCGCUCACCAAAGAUAUCAGGGGGACCUGUUAAAGAUAUGAUAUAUUUGCUCUACCAAAACAUGCACGCACCCACACACACAGGAUGCUGUGUUUUCCAGGCCAAGCGAUUCGUUACUUAUAUAUGACUUUUGCGGCUCGCAAACAAUAAACCCGAGUAUUGAUUGAAG
Zychaea mexicana is the source of this 433-nucleotide messenger RNA. RefSeq lists its product as uncharacterized. NCBI's taxonomy places the organism in Eukaryota, Fungi, Mucoromycota, Mucoromycetes, Mucorales, Lichtheimiaceae. The transcript has 2 exons. The coding region runs from base 92 to 391 and encodes 99 amino acids. The record is from RefSeq and is a predicted model, not a curated record.